CGCUUCCCCUUAAGAUUCAAUCAUCUUCUUCCCAAAAUCCCAAAGCAAAAAACUAAAUAAAAAAUGGAACCUCUUUCCAACGGCAACUCAACCACCGUGACCCCCACCGUCACUUCCACGCCCACAACCACCACACUGCCAUCACUCAACACCACCACCACCACCCCAUCAUCCAAACUGACCGAAUCAUUAAAACUAGAACACCAGUUCCUGCGUGUCCCAUUUGAACACUACAAGAAAACCAUCCGGGCCAACCAUCGUGUUGUUGAGAAAGAAGUUUCUGCCGUUAUGUCUGGUUUGUCUGAUGAUGAUCUUUCCCAAAACGACGCCGUUUUGCAUCUUAAUUCACUUGUUUCUAGAUUACAAGGUCUUAAACGAAAGUUGGAAGACGGGAAUCGAGUUGAAAAUCUUCAAGCGCAACGAUGUAGGGCGAGACUUGAUCACCUCGAAUCUGCUGAUGAUGACAAUAUAUCAGAGUGGAAUAACACACGGUUGAAGCGAGUUUUGGUGGACUAUAUGUUGAGAAUGUCAUACUUUGACACUGCCACAAAGCUUGCUGAAAGCAGUAACAUACAGGAUCUUGUUGAUAUUGAAAUCUUUUACGAAGCCAAAAAAGUUAUAGAUGCUCUACAAAAUAAGGAAGUUGCCCCUGCUCUUGCCUGGUGUGCUGAUAACAAGUCCAGGCUAAAGAAAUCUAAGAGCAAAUUUGAGUUUCAGUUAAGACUUCAGGAGUUCAUUGAACUGGUACGCGGUGAAAACAAUGUUCAAGCUGUUAUGUAUGCACGGAAGUACCUUGCCCCAUGGGCAAAUACAUAUAUGAAAGAGCUUCAGAAAGUUUUCGCCACGGUGGCUUUUACAAGUAAUACUGGAUGUGAAAUAUACAAGGUUUUGUUUGAACCUAAGCAAUGGGAUUACUUGAUGGAUCAAUUCAAGCAGGAGUUUUGUAGGUUAUAUGGCAUGACUCUUGAGCCUUUGUUGAAUAUCUAUCUCCAAGCAGGCUUGUCGGCACUGAAAACUCCAUUUUGUUAUGAGGAAGAUUGUUCAAAGGAGGAUCCUCUGUCCCAAGAAAACUUUCGCAAACUGGCAGUACCAUUGCCCUUUUCGAAGCAGCAUCAUUCGAAACUUGUAUGCUAUAUAACAAAAGAGUUGAUGGACACAGAGAACCCGCCACUUGUCUUGCCAAAUGGCUACGUUUACAGCACUAAGGCUCUCGAGGAAAUGGCAACUAACAAUAAUGGAAAAAUCACUUGUCCAAGAACAGGGUUGACUUGCAACUAUACCGAAGUCACCAAGGCAUAUAUCUCGUAAUAUACAACUACUCAUCUAGGAGGAUGUUUGUUAUCAUUUCUCAAAAUGCAUGCAUAUAUAUGCUAAUCACCUUCUGUCUUCGUAAUUGUUUCUUGUACCUAAACCAAACUAUAAAACUUGCCUUCAUUGGAAGAAAUAUUUAUUUCAAUGUCCAAAUGUACAGUUUGUGCGAAUCAGCCAAAAAAAUACUAGUGUUUUAAUCUAUUGUGAACGACUAGUGGAUACAUUGAUUUAUCA
This is a messenger RNA of Erigeron canadensis, 1545 nucleotides long. RefSeq names its product protein MAEA homolog. The transcript has 7 exons. Lineage: Eukaryota; Viridiplantae; Streptophyta; Magnoliopsida; Asterales; Asteraceae. The record is from RefSeq and is a predicted model, not a curated record. Bases 64 to 1308 code for a protein of 414 amino acids. Gene Ontology annotation, biological process: proteasome-mediated ubiquitin-dependent protein catabolic process. Gene Ontology annotation, molecular function: ubiquitin protein ligase activity; protein binding. Gene Ontology annotation, cellular component: cytoplasm; nucleus; GID complex.